This is a messenger RNA of Lycium ferocissimum, 639 nucleotides long. RefSeq lists its product as uncharacterized. The transcript has 3 exons. Lineage: Eukaryota; Viridiplantae; Streptophyta; Magnoliopsida; Solanales; Solanaceae. Gene Ontology annotation, molecular function: nucleic acid binding. The coding region runs from base 1 to 639 and encodes 212 amino acids. The record is from RefSeq and is a predicted model, not a curated record.
AUGAGAUACAAUGGGAAAAAUCAUCCCUUCUUUAGAGAACCAAGGAGGCAAAUUAUUUUCUUGAAAUUCAAGUCAGAAGUUGCUAGUGUGUUCAGGAAAUUCAAGAAAUUAGUGGAAACUCAAAGUGACUGUAAGAUUCAAGCUUUGAGGUCUGAUAAUGGAAAGAAUACACCUCAGCAGAAUUUAAUUCAUUCUGCGAAGAAGCCGGCAUUGUGUCAGCUUACAACACCAUACACUCCAGAACAAAAUGGAGUUAGUGAAAGAAGAAAUAAAUCGAUAAUGGAGAUGCAUUGGGAUUGGGAGACGCCCAAAAAUAAUCCAACAAUUGACACUCUACUAGAUCCAAAAGAUCUAGUAGAUGAUCCUCCUGUUAGAGGCACAAGGUUGAUCUCUGAUAUCUAUCAGAGAUGCAAUACUACAAUUUGUGAGCCCACAAGCUAUGAGGAAGCAGAAGGGGAUGACAAAUGGGUGGCUGCAAUGAAGGAGGAGAUGCUGAUGAUCAAAAGAAAUCAGACCUGGGAGCUUGUUGAGAAACCUUAUGACAGAAAGAUCAUUGGUGAAAAGUGGGUCUUCAUGACAAAGCUGCAUGCAUAUGGUUCCAUAUACAAACACAAAGCAAUACUUGUGGUGAAGGGUUAG